Molecule: messenger RNA, 6297 nt
Organism: Doryrhamphus excisus (bluestripe pipefish)
Lineage: Eukaryota; Metazoa; Chordata; Actinopteri; Syngnathiformes; Syngnathidae
Gene: dselb
Product: dermatan sulfate epimerase like b
Molecular function (GO): chondroitin-glucuronate 5-epimerase activity; sulfotransferase activity
Source: RefSeq, a predicted model, not a curated record
UCUGAUUGAUUUCUGGCCACAUUUUGUUGUAUAUUUGUAAUAUGAGGUAAUAUGAGAUCAUAUUUUCAUCUAUAGUGAUCCCCAGAAAUGUAUUUUCUUUCACUCUUUCGAUGUUUACACAGUAUAUUUACAUGAGUGUGAGUGACGUGGGUAUCAAAAAGGUUAUGUAGUGGCACCACUUGUUUGAUUCCCAGCUUUGCUUGCUGGCCUUCAUGCUCAGUAAAGAGAGAGAGAGAGAGAGAGAGAGAGCUAUUUGGUGCCACAGCGCCCUCUGGCGGACAUUUGGUGUAACAUUUUCCAGCGGUUCCACUCGCCUGGAAAACAAUCAAAGUGUUGAACAGCGAAGCUGACGACGACGCAGAUUACACACAUGUACGCGGCGUCAGUGUGUGCGUGUGUGUGCGUGUGUGUUCAUACACGCCAGCACACGUCGACCCAACACCUUUACUGCUGCGUGGAAUCUGGAAUAUUCAUCAUCCUCCUCUUCAUCCUCAUCUGGGAAGCUGAUUUACUGUUUCCUGCGCACAAUGUGGAAAAAAGGGAAUACUUGAGGAGUGACGACAACUUUCCUUGCCUUUCCGAGGCAUAAGAACUAAGCAGCGGUACAAGAAAGAUUCAAAAGCCGCGACUGGGUGAAGCCCAUACGGGGCAUACUCGCGGUGCUCUGCAGCCCCGGGGAAAGGGAGCGAUGUCGCCCGCGGAGGAGCGUCGCUCGCCGGGGAUCCGCUCCACAGAUGCUGCGGUUCGGUCCGGUUGCUCGCGGUGCCUUUGGGCGCCACUGACGGGACCAGACACUGAUUGGGGCUGACUGUUUGCGCCAAUAUUAAGGAGGAUAUUAAGUUUUGCAUUUUUUUUUGUGCACUAUUGGAAGUGAAGGACACAUUUGAAGAAUAUGUAUUUUUUUGCAAAGUGCACUGAAGUUUGUUUAACAGGACUAAUUUCUUGAAAUCCCGACCACAAUCAUGGCAGUGAAGUGGACUCUAUAUGUUUUCUUUUUAUUCCCACUCUGGAUAGCGACUGCAGCAUUUUCGGGGCUUCUAAACGCCACAGACAAUGACUUUUUCCAGGAUGACUUACUCCAGGUCAAGCCGGCCCCCGACCGAGUGCCCAAACAUGCGGCGGCGUCCCACCCUAACCUGUAUUUUAGCCACGGGGACCUGUCGCUUAUGAGGCAGAGAUCUUCCACCACCCACAGCCACAUAUUUAAAGUCAUCCGUGCGGCCGUUUUCACCAUGUUAUCCAACGCCGCUUAUUAUAUUCCGCCCGCCAAACACGAGGCGUUCAAGAGCAAGUGGAAUGAGAUUUACGGGAAUAACUUACCUCCGUUGGCUUUGUACUGCGUCCUAGUACCCGAGGACUCUGCCGCCAUGCAGUUUCUUAUCAAGUUCAUGGACAGGAUGGCGGAAUACCCGGACUGGAAGGUGACCCCGGCGCCUAAUGACGAAGUUCCUGUGGCGCAUUCUCUCACCGGAUUCGCCACCGCUUAUGACUUUGUUUAUUCCUACUUGGACAAUCAACGGAAGGAUAUUUACUUAAAAAAAAUCCGAUCCGUAACAGAGGAGAUGUUUGAGCUCUCGAAGUACCGCGCGUGGGGUAAACAGUACCUACACAAUCAUCAGACCACGAAUAUACUCGCCAUACUGAUCGGCGCCAUUGUGGUGGGUUCACAUGACGACCAGGAAUCGAUGAUGUGGAAGCAAGUGGCGGUGAAUUAUAUGGAGAAAACGAUGUUUCUGUUAAAUCACAUCGUGGAUGGCACGUUGGACGAGGGGGUCGCUUACGGGAGCUACACCGCCAAGUCCGUUAUGCAGUACAUCUUCUUGGCUCAACGGCACUUCAGCAUCGAGAGCACUCAGAACAACUGGCUGCGGAAACACUUCUGGUUCUACUACGCUACCAUUUUACCCGGUUUUCAAAGAACAGUCGGUAUCGCAGACUCCAACUACAACUGGUUCUACGGGCCCGAGAGUCAGUUGGUGUUCCUGGACUCGUUCGUUAUGAGGAACGGUACGGGAAACUGGCUAGCUCAGCAGAUUCGGAAACACCGACCCAAGGACGGUCCCAUGGGGCAGUCGUCGUCACAGCGUUGGGUCACGCUACACACAGAGUACAUAUGGUACGACGCCCGGCUCAUCCCGCAACCGCCGCAAGACUUCGGCAAAGCAAGAAUGCAUAUUUUCUCGAAUUGGGGCGUGGUCACCUACGGAGCUGGUCUACCCAGCGGUCAAGGGAACACGUUUGUGUCUUUUAAGUCUGGAAAUCUUGGUGGGCGUGCGGUUUACGACAUAGUCCACGAGAGACCCUACACUUGGUUGGACGGGUGGAACAGUUUCAACCCAGGUCACGAACACCCGGAUCAAAAUUCGUUCACAUUCGCUCCCAACGGACAGGUUUUUGUCGCCGAGGCGCUUUACGGGCCAAAGUUCACCUACCUCAACAACGUUUUGGUGUUCGGUCCGUCUCCUAGCAGUCAAUGUAACGCUCCGUGGGAGGGUCAGAUGGGCGAAUGCGGAAAAUGGCUGCACUGGACCGAUAAAGGAGUGGGCGACACCAAGGGGGAAGUGAUCACCGCCGCGUCACACGGGGAUACGAUGUUUGUGAGCGGAGAAGCGGCGUCGGCGUACUCGUCGGCCAUGAGACUGAAAAGUGUUUACAGAGCUCUGGUUCUGAUGGACACCCAAACGCUUGUGGUGCUCGACCAUGUUGAAAAGGAAACCGAUUCACCUUUGACGUCGUUCAGCGCGUUUUUCCAUAACCUCGAUAUCGACUUUAAAUACGUCCCGUUCCGCUUCAUGGACAGGUACAAUGGCGCCAUGAUGGACGUGUGGGACGCCCAUUAUAAAAUGUUUUGGUUCGACACCCACGGUCGCAGUCCUGAUACUCGAAUUCAGGAAGCGGAACAGUCGGCGGAGUUUAAAAAAAGAUGGACUCAGUAUGUUAACGUGACGUUCCCGAUGACGGGCGCGGUUAGCAGAGCGGCGUAUGUCUUUCACGGACCGUAUGUCAAAGUGUCUAACUGUAAAUUUGUCGAUGCUAGCAAAAACGGUGUGACGUUGUCUUUAACGAUCAAUAACACCGAACGGUUAGUCUCCAUAGCGACAAAUUAUAAAGAUAUCGGCGCCAGAUUUGAUUAUUUAGGAUACGGCGGUCACUGUAAAAUGGAGGAUCGGUAUCAAAUCACUCGAUUCGGUCUCGGAACGCAAGUUCUACCCAAACAAUCCAACAACGCUAAUCAGUUGUUUGACUUUGCAUUCACGCUCAAUUUGAUGGCGGGUUUACUUCUAUGCGUCGCCGCCGUUUUCCUCGCCGUGCAUAGGAAGUUUUACGACAUUUGCUUCAGGCUACGGCGCCUGAUGCGGUACGCACUUCUCACCGUGCUCAUGCUGUGGCUAGUCGAGUUGCUUUUCGUGUCCAAUAGCUGCGAUCAGCUCCUAUGUGGCGUGAAAUGGAAAAGCCGGGGCGGACCCCAAGACCGGCGCCAACUCGUUCUUCCCACCGUCCUCAUCACAACCUUGCCCGGUUCAGGGUCGGACAUCCUUAAGCACCUUUUUUACAACAGCACCGACUUUGUUUACAUUAGAGUUCCGACUGAGCACAUGGAUAUUCCGGAGACGGAGUUUGAGUUUGAUUCCUUUGUGGACCCUUGUGAGUGGUCCCGGGUGGACGCCGAACGAGGACGUUUUAAGAUGAUCCAAGGAUGGUUGCAUUCUCUGUCCCGCAACACUAAGCUGCAUUUGCAGAACAUUCAGCUAGCAGACGGUGGCUGGGGCGGCCUGACCCAGAAGGGCGGCUCCCCCCGCAACAUAAAAAAAAGUACCAAACGGCGGGAGUCGUUGCGAGGCAGCCUCGACAGAGACGCGGAGUACAUCAGGGCGAUGAGGCGCCACCUCGCCGAGUACCCAAACAGUCGUGUUGUCCUGAACAUGCGCAGUGGGAGCUGGGCGCUUAAACUGCCUUUUAUUCAGGAGGUUGUUGGACCCCCCCUGAAGACCAUCUAUGUGCUGAGGGACCCUCGAGCAUGGAUUUAUCUCAUGUUGUAUAAGAACCAGCCCAGCUUGUACUCCCUGAAGAACAUCCCUCAGCACCUUUCCUUGAUAUUCAAGAAGGACGCCGUCGGGGAUGGCUGCCCGAGCGUGGCGCCAGAAUUUACCGCCCUCAGGAAUCUGCUGGCUCAUUCGGAAAGCGACCCGGUGGUGAUACUGGCUCACUUGUGGUUGGCUCACACCUCCGCCGUGCUGAGGAUCAGCCAGAGCCUCCCCGAGGACUCGUACCUCCAAGUGCGCUUUGAGGACACGGUCAACUUCCCUCGAGAGACUGCCGAGAGCAUUCACUCCUUCCUGGGGGUGCCGCUGUCCCCCGCCGCCCUCAACCAGCUGCAGUUUACCACUUCCACUAACUUGUUCAACCUCCUCUACGAGGGGGACAUUUCCCCCGCCAACAUCGAUAUGUGGCGGCAGAAGAUGCAGCAAAGGGACGUGAAGCUAGUGGAGGACAUAUGCGGGGGCGUGAUGAAGCGGGUGGGUUACGCUAACUGAUUUGCACUGAUUUGAAACUUGACAUGGGGGCAGGGGGACGGGGGGCGACUGGGGAUGUAUGCUGUGUUUACUCCAUUUUAUAUUAAAAUGGACGUGCGGGCGCUUAUGGAUUAAUUUUGUCUGAAAUGUGUGUUGAAUUAUGAUAUCUGUGAUUCUUUUUUGUUCUUAAUCUGUGAUGUCAUUUGCAAAGAUUGUGUUUGAGCACUGCUGAGGGAUGUAUUAAUAUGUCAAUAUCAAAGUAUCAUAUAUUUAUUGGCCAUUUUUUUUAUUUUGAUGCGCGCCGUCAUGCUGCUUCCCUUUAAAACAUUCAUUCAUUGUCUACCAUUUUUCCUCGCGGGGGGUGCUGGAGCCUAUCCCAGCUGUCUUCGGGCGAGAGGCGCACAGAGAUGGCCGACUGUGGGAUUGAACUGUGAGGCCUGUGUGCUAACCACUCGAUCACCGUGCAACCAAGUCUUUCUCAUUCAUUCAUUCAUUAAUUUUCUACCGCUUAUCCUCACAAGGUCGCAGGGGGGUGCUGGAGCCUAUCCCAGCUGUCUUCAGGCGAGAGGCGGGGUACACCCUGGUCUGAUCGCCAGCCAGCCAAUCACAGGGCACAUAUAGACAAACAACCAUUCACACUCACAUUCAUACCUAUGGACAAUUUGGAGUCGCUAAUUAACCUAGCAUGUUUUUGGAAUGUGGGAGGGAACCGGAGUACUCUGAGAAAACCCACAAACUUCAAACAGAGAUGGUGAGGGUGGAAUUGAACUCGGGUUUCCUUGCUGUGAGGCCUGUGUGCUAACCACUCGAUCACCGUGCAACCAAGUAUUUCACAUAAUAUUACAAUUUAAAACCAGAGUACCCGGAGAAAACCCACAAACGCCUCACAGAGAUGGCCAAGGGUGGGAUUGAACUCGGGUUUCCUUGCUGUGAGGCCUGUGUGCUAACCACUCGAUCACCGUGCAACCAAGUCUUUCUCAUAAUAUUACAAUUUAAAAAAUGUUUCUUGGAAUUUUUUUUGUUUGUCUCCUAUAAUGUUAUGACUUUAAAAAAUAUUCAAAAAUUAGAGUUUUUUUCGGAAUAUUUUGGUUUCAUUUUGGUAGCUGUGAGGUCUGCGCGCUAACCACUCAACCACCGUGCAGCCUUCUUUUUUAAAACUGAGAAAUCUUAUUUCUAAUUGUACUUUUGCCUCCAUUUUGGGUCGUAAGCCAAUCAUAUUUGUACAUCCACUGUCAUGUCAGCGGAAGUACACACACACCUCGUAAAGAUAGAAGUAUGAAGUAUUUCUACGUAUCCCAAAGGAGCGUGCAUGAAUAUGAUUAUUCAAACUCCCUUUGGCAUUUAUUGAAUUAGAUCAGAGGGAAGUGCUUAACGGGGAUCAAACUGGAAAGAAAAGGAGAGGCUCUGUUAGCUGUGACACAUUUCCAGUCAAAGCAAUUUUCCAAAGCACCCCCCCACCACCCCCCACCCCUUCAGCGGCUCGCAUUAAUCUGCAAAAUGUCACAAAUGAGGCGUUUGGCUGUUGAGGCGUGGAGGAAACGCAAACAGUUUCCAUUUCCUGUCUCGCUCAAUCAGACUUCUAAUGAUCUAUUUUUUGUAUUCUUAGAGAAAGGAGGUGUUUUAUUUUUGUGUGGGGGGGGGGAUUCCGUCCGCCCGCCACACCUCGCUUAGCUAUUACGUCUGGGGCAUCACCUCCCGCUUCUGUGGCCUUGAUUUAUUGCAAAGGUUGUCCUGCAAGGUGCUGAGAUGAUGUAACGGGAAAUAAAUUCAUUCAAUAUGUGGA